AUGGUGAGAUACAAUCCAGCAGAAAUUACUGCGCGUUCUGUGACUGACAGGCAACAGGGUUCCUUCACUGUAGAACUCUACAAUGAGCAUGCGCCAAAGAGAGGUUACUAUAACAAUGUCAUCUUCCACCGCAUCAUCCCCAACUUCAUGAUCCAAGGAGGCGAUCCCACAGGCACCGGCAGAGGAGGAACCUCGAUAUAUGGCGAAAAGUUCGAGGAUGAGAUUCAUCCAGGGCUGAAACAUACGGGUGCUGGGGUGUUGAGUAUGGCUAACAGCGGCCCUAACACGAACGGCAGCCAGUUUUUCAUCACCCUGGCUCCCACACCAUGGCUGGACGGCAAACACACGAUUUUUGGCAGGGUCAAGAGUGGCAUGAGGGUCAUUCAGCGCAUGGGACUUGUCAAGACGGAUUCUGAAGACAGACCUGUCGACCCGGUGAAGAUCAUUCGGGCCAGGGUCUUGGAGGAGGGUGCGGAGGAAUGA
Molecule: messenger RNA, 483 nt
Organism: Rasamsonia emersonii CBS 393.64
Lineage: Eukaryota; Fungi; Ascomycota; Eurotiomycetes; Eurotiales; Trichocomaceae
Product: Peptidylprolyl isomerase
Exons: 2
Coding region: 1-483 (160 amino acids)
Biological process (GO): protein folding; protein peptidyl-prolyl isomerization
Cellular component (GO): catalytic step 2 spliceosome
Molecular function (GO): peptidyl-prolyl cis-trans isomerase activity
Source: RefSeq, a predicted model, not a curated record